Messenger RNA from Strongyloides ratti, 1410 nucleotides. RefSeq names its product Zinc finger, RING-type domain and Zinc finger, RING/FYVE/PHD-type domain-containing protein. The record is from RefSeq and is a predicted model, not a curated record. The transcript has a single exon. Bases 1 to 1410 code for a protein of 469 amino acids. Lineage: Eukaryota; Metazoa; Nematoda; Chromadorea; Rhabditida; Strongyloididae.
AUGGCACCCCGUAGAAAUACCUUAAAUUCUAACCACCGUUUACCAUUAUCCUGUACCUCUAGAAAUAUAAGAAAUAAUAUACCAAAUAUAAAUACACAAUCAUCUAACAACUUACAACCAAAUACAAGGCAUUUAAAUCAGAUAAAUGUUGGUACAAAUGAUGACAAUAUAGCUAAUAAUUUGUCUUCUACUGGUGUUCAAUUGAGAAGAUCGAUAAGAAUAGCAAACUUACAAAAUUUAUCUUCAAGAGUUAGUUCACAUUCUAUAUUACAACGCGAAAAUCCCCAAAAUAUAAAUAAUAAUUUUGAAAAUAGUCAUUUACAUGAGUCAGGAAAUUCAUCUACAAUAACUAGUGUUAGUCAACGAAAUACAAAUCUUUCAAGAGAUUCAAUAAAUCCUAGAAAUAAUAGACAAAAUAUAAAUAGAAAUACUGGUAGGCAAAAUUUAGGACUUUCAAAUCCACCUGGUGUGGCUAAUACAUUAGAUUCAUUAAAUAUUAGACGUAACCAUCGAAAUGUUUUUCAUUUUUCAACUUCAUUUGGUUCUGAUGACCAUUUAAGAAGACAACGACGUAAUCGACUAAGAGCUAAUAUAAAUAGAUCAAUUUUAAAUUCUGCAGCUUCUUAUAAUAUAAUCAAUAUUGAUAAUUCUAGUCAAAUAGAUUAUCGUGUAGCUUCCCGACAACCUUUAAUAAAUGCGGGUUGGCAAACUGUAGGUUCGAGUUUUAUGACAUUUGGAAAUUUAGUUCCAACACGUACAAUGAUAAAUGCACUUUUUUCACCAGCAAAUAUAUUAAGAGGUGAUGAUGAGUGGCCUCGUACUGCAGAAAUGAUGAAUAAUAGAUAUGGUCCUGAUGUUUCUAUGGAUGAUAUUAUAGAUGGUAUGAAUGAGGGAAGGAGGUAUCCACGUAGAAGUUCUUAUAAUGAUACACGUAGGAGAAUUCGUAGUUUUGCAACAAAUAUUAGUAGACGACGAAGUCGAAACUUUAAUAAUAGUAUAAGGCUUUUCUCUUCUUUUCCUAUACAAUUUCCACCUGAACGACUGGAAGAAAGACUUGCAAGUAUUUUUCCUCAAGGUACAAGUACAUUAGAUAUUAGAAAUAGGCAAAUUAUGGAAUCACCAAAACCAUUUCCUGUACCUAAAGAUGAAAUUGACAAAGGAAUAUCAAGUGAACCAGAAAAAUGUACAAUUUGUUUUGAAGAUAUAUGUGUUGAUCCAGUGAAAUGUUUACAUUGUAGACAACAAAUUGGUUGUUUUGAUUGUUUAAAAAAAUGGAUUCGAGCUGAUGCUUAUGUGAAUUCAAAUCAAGAAGAAUAUGUAAUGCAUUCUAAAAAUAUGGCAUGUCCUUUAUGUAGGCAUGAAUGGAGUUAUGCAUCAAGACCUGAAGUUUUCAGAUUGCAAAAUAAAUGA